Molecule: messenger RNA, 1128 nt
Organism: Talaromyces amestolkiae
Lineage: Eukaryota; Fungi; Ascomycota; Eurotiomycetes; Eurotiales; Trichocomaceae
Exons: 2
Coding region: 1-1128 (375 amino acids)
Molecular function (GO): monooxygenase activity; oxidoreductase activity, acting on paired donors, with incorporation or reduction of molecular oxygen; heme binding
Source: RefSeq, a predicted model, not a curated record
AUGAUAUACGACCGAUUACUACCCAUCCUUGAGACGGCUGCAUCUUCUGAAAAAGCAGUCGAUGUUCACGAGCUUAAUUCAGCACUAACUAUGGACUUUGUCUCGGCUUACUUGUAUGGACUUCAAAACGCAACCAAUCUGCUCCAAGAUGUCGCAUAUCGAAAAUAUCUUUUGCACAAUUACCAAUGCAGGAAGCCUUUCGAGUUCUACUACCAAGAGGUGCCGGGCCUUGUAACUCUCAGCCAAGCCAUUGGAAUACCCAUCAUCCCACAAUGGUGCCGUGACGCCACUAAGGUGAUGGAUGACUGGAACAUGGAUCUGUGUGACAAGGCGGAGAAGUCACUUACUUCCACCGACCCUCGAAUUGAACCCACGGUCUAUAAGCAGAUGAAAAUAUCGAUAAUGAAGCAAAUGAACCUUGGAAAGGAAGAUAUGGCAUCGAAUUCGCAGAAAUUGAAAAAACAAAAAAUAGACAUUGCUUGCGAAACAUAUGAUCAACUCACAGCAGGACAUGAGACCAGCGCUGUAGGGCUUACCUAUCUUUACUGGGAGCUCUCCAAGCACCCCAACAUUCAGGAAGACUUACGUAAAGAGCUACAAACUCUCUCGAUCAAGAUCAACAGGGCUCCUACAUCAGACGCUGUCAAGCAGCUGCCAGCAUCCAAAGAGAUCGACGCCUUGCCGCUCCUACAAGCGGUCAUCAUGGAAACCCUUCGACUUCACGCGCCGAUCCCGGGCAUACAACCCCGGGUAACGCCGGCGCCAUCCUCAACACUCGUCGGAUACCAUAACAUACCACCGAACGUGAGGGUUAAUGCACAAGCAUAUUCCCUUCAUCGUAAUCCAGAUGUAUUCCCAGAGCCUGAGUCAUGGCAACCACAUCGAUGGCUCAAGGAGAACAAUUCCCCGGAAAUGGAGGAGAUGCGAAGAUGGUUCUGGGCUUUUGGCAGCGGAGGAAGAAUGUGCGUUGGCAGCAAUUUUGCUAUUCAAGAGAUGAAACUCGUAACAACGGCGAUAUACAGCAACUAUAGAACUACAAUCGUGGACGACGAAGGCAUUGAGGCCAUUGAUGCGUAUACGGUAAAGCCGACCAGUGACAGACUGAUUCUUAGUUUUGAGCGCAUUUGA